UUCCCAGAGUUAGCACAAUCUCAUCCGCUCUAAAUAACUUCAUCAAAACUUCUUUCUGGUCAGAGUGAAGCAAUAAUUAUUAUUGACUAUUAUUAGUGAUCAAUAAGCUAGAUCACAUUAUGGCGAGCACAAUUAAGGAAGCACUAUCAGUUGUGAGUGAAGAUCAGUCUUUAUUUGAGUGUGCCUACGGAACUCCCCACCUUGCUAAAACAGAGAUGACAGCCUCCUCUUCUAGUGAAUAUGGGCAAACAUCAAAGAUGAGUCCACGUGUUCCCCAGCAGGACUGGUUAUCACAGCCUCCAACCAGAGUCACAAUAAAAAUGGAGUGCAAUCCAAAUCAAGUUAAUGGCUCAAGGAAUUCCCCUGACAAUUGCAGUGUAUCAAAAGGAGGAAAGAUAGCAAGCAACUCAGAGAAUGCUGGCAUGUCUUACGGAAACUAUAUGGAAGAAAAGCAUAUCCCACCACCAAAUAUGACCACCAAUGAACGGAGAGUUAUUGUUCCAGCAGAUCCCACACUAUGGAGCACAGAUCAUGUACGCCAGUGGUUGGAAUGGGCUGUCAAAGAAUAUGGCCUUCCAGAUGUGGACAUCUUGUUGUUUCAGAAUAUUGAUGGGAAGGAGCUGUGUAAGAUGACCAAAGAUGACUUCCAGAGGCUCACACCAAGCUAUAAUGCUGACAUUCUUCUCUCACACCUACACUACCUCAGAGAGACUCCUCUUCCACAUUUGACUUCAGAUGAUGUUGAUAAGGCCUUACAAAACUCUCCACGGUUAAUGCAUGCUAGAAAUACAGGGGGAGCAGCUUUUAUUUUCCCAAAUACGUCAGUAUAUCCUGAAGCAACACAAAGAAUUACUACUAGGCCAGAUAUACCUUAUGAACCAGCCAGAAGAUCAGCAUGGACAAGCCACAGUCAUCCUUCUCCCCAGUCAAAAUCUUCCCAAGGAUCAUCUUCAACUGUGCCCAAAACAGAAGACCAACGUCCUCAAUUAGAUCCCUAUCAAAUUCUUGGCCCAACCAGCAGCCGUCUUGCAAAUCCAGGGAGUGGGCAGAUACAGCUGUGGCAGUUCCUGCUGGAGCUCCUGUCGGAUAGCAGCAAUUCUAAUUGUAUCACCUGGGAGGGCACCAAUGGAGAGUUCAAAAUGACUGACCCUGAUGAAGUAGCCCGGCGCUGGGGGGAAAGGAAAAGCAAACCUAACAUGAACUAUGACAAGCUCAGUCGUGCACUCCGUUACUACUAUGACAAAAAUAUAAUGACUAAAGUGCAUGGUAAGCGUUAUGCCUACAAGUUUGACUUCCAUGGGAUUGCUCAAGCUCUCCAGCCUCAUCCUCCAGAAUCAUCCAUGUAUAAAUAUCCAUCAGACCUGCCCUACAUGAGUUCUUACCAUGCACAUCCCCAGAAAAUGAACUUUGUUGCCCCUCAUCCUCCUGCUUUGCCAGUCACUUCCUCUAACUUUUUUGCCGGACCCACACCAUAUUGGAAUUCUCCAUCUGGAAGUAUUUAUCCUAACACUAGACUUCCAGCCACUCAUAUGCCUUCUCAUCUCGGCACUUAUUACUAAAAGAAGAGAAAUAAUGUUAAGCCGCAUUCCUCCGUGGAGUAGAAUGAAUACUAAUUAAUGUUAAUGGAGAACAUGGAAAAAAAGUGCCUAAAAGACAUGAAAAGGUUGACCAGGACUAAAAGAUGUCAUACAAAUAUGCUUUUUAAUACAGGAUUACAGGAGAUGCUAAAGUGCAUUGACAUCAAAUCUACAGAUCGAACAAUGAAAUGUCAUUCUUGGUAAAACUAGGCAAUGAUAUGAUGAACUUUAAAACAGGGGUUGGAAAGGUUUAUAAGCUUUUAUGUCAUUUUUGAUAUCACGCUAAUGCAGUCUGGGACUCUACUACAGCAAUAUAAGAAAAUUCUAUUAUUAAUUAGGAUAAAGUACAUGAAUAUAUGAAUGCAAAAAAAAAAAACUACCUGUAUUUUUUUAAGUGAACAUAAAGUCACUUAGCAGUGUCAUAAAGAUGUAUCUAGAGCAAGACCUGAUUUUGAGGGCAAUGGUUUUAGUUGGGAUGAACUUCAGUGCAUUCUGUUUUCAAGAGGGAGGGAUCAGCUACUUCAAACUGUGAAGACUAUGCAAGCUAAGAUUUCCUGACAGUGUUAAAGAGCUCUGAGCCAAAUACUGGGACUGAGAAUGUGCUAAAAGGCAAGAGUAUGAUGAGAGACUAAGGACACAGCCCAUCAGGAAGUCCUCCUCUGCAAGCCCAUUGAAAAGAAUGGGAGUUGCACAGAAGUAUUCCUGUAACCCUGUGUCUGACCUAUGAAGUGGAAAGGGGUAAGAGAAGGAGAGAUUGAUCAGUAGUAAAGGAGAAGACAGAGAGAUGUUGAAACUGAAACUGGACAGUAUUUGAACUAUGAAAAAUUGCUUGUUUGGACUUGCAAAAUACUAUGUUGAGUGUUGUGCCAUUUCCAGUAUUAUGAAAGAAAAGACUUGAAGUCCAAAAAGGGAAAGUAGUUGUAUCAGAGAACACAUCUCUAUACCUAAAAUGUAAAACUGGAAUUGUCUGAUAUUUAAAAGUAACGCUUAGGACCUCAUUUUUUUAAAGGGAAUUUGUUUUCUACUAGCUGAUGGUAAGAGACAAUCCCCAGUUGCCAAAGUCUGGAAUCAUAUAGAUAUUUUUCUUAGGCAGCGCCAGUUUUUCUUUUCUGAGUCGCGAACGCUGUGCGUUUGUCAGAAUGAAAUAUACAAGUCAACAUUAUUUUUUUUUCCUUUUUAUAUGGUAAUUAUAUAACUUAUGCAUUUAUACACUACGAGUUGAUCUCGGUCAACCAAAGACACAUAAAGGGACAAUCCAAAAUAUUGUGGCCUUGAAUUUUAACUCUGUAUGCUUCAUGUUUACAUUAUGAAUUUAAUUAGUACUUAGAAAGCAGAAUGUAUGUAAUAAAAUAAGCUUGGCCUCGCAUGGCAAUUCAGAUUGACAUUUUAGUCUGUACCUUCAUUUUGUGACUUUGAUACCAACUAUGUUUUGUUCCAGCCAUAUGUUUUUUUAAAUGGACUUCAGAAAGUUUUGUUAACUUAUAUAUGUGGGUAAUCUUCAGAAGCUGAACACAAUAGCUCACAUAAUAGCACAUACAAGAGGGCAAGGCAGAUAAAAUUCACAUUAAUUGUUCAUUCACUUCUGCACAAUUCAAUACUUGUAGUCAAUGCAAUUUGGCAGACCAUUUGAGAAUGACUACCAAGCCAAAGGGCUAGAUCAUCAGUGGUAUGGGUGUCUAAUCUACUCUUGUUACUAAUUUUAAGCCUAAAAAUACACCUAGUCCUAGAAUAUGUGUUCAUAUCUAGAUUUAAGAUAAUGCUGUAAGCAUCCUAAAGAAAAGCUUCUGCUAGUUAUAUCAGAAAAAAAACUCUAAUGAUUUCAGUGAAAUGUAUGGUAAACUUUAAAAAUGGACAGAGCACUAAUUAAUGUGGAUGCAAUCCUGGAAGCCACUAAAGAUUUUCUAUGUGUGAAACUAAAUGAUACAGAAACAUAUGGCUGCCAAUAAACACAGCAGACUUCCCAUCUCCUCCUCCUCCUUUAGUAACAUCUUGUAAAGAAACAUAUGUAGUGUGAUGUCAUUGUUCUCCAAGUUUUCCCCACUCAAUCUCAUUCAGUGCUGCUUGCUGGAGCAGCAAAAUGUUCAGUGAUGUCAUACACUGUGAUGUCAUACAGUGAUGUCAUACACUAAAAUCAGUUGUUACUAGGGGAAUGAAGAACAAGAGACUUAAGUUCUCCUUGAGAUCCACCAGGCAUGUCUUAUUCAUUUGUCCCAUUUCUGCCCUAAAAGCUACAAUUAAAGUCAUUUUUAAUUACA
Molecule: messenger RNA, 3832 nt
Organism: Pogona vitticeps (central bearded dragon)
Lineage: Eukaryota; Metazoa; Chordata; Lepidosauria; Squamata; Agamidae
Source: RefSeq, a predicted model, not a curated record